GUUUCGAAUGCUCAUCGCUGGCCCAGCCUUACCUGAGGCUCAAGCUCAAUCUGGCAAUUCAAAGAUCAUAUUGUAGCUGUAUCUUGUUAGUAAAAUUAUUAGUAACAUUCAAAAAUCAUAUAAAAAGACGGUACCCAUUUGAAAACCAUUUGUGCCCUCAAAGAAAAAUACAUAUUGGAGAUAAAGAAAUAGCUAAUGGAGUUGAUAAAAAUAAUAUGCUUCGUAUAUAUGAAAAAACACUGAAAGUUCUUAAAGCCGGAUCAAAAUCAUCAACAUUGGCAGAAAAUGGUUCAAAACAUACUAUUCUAGAUCUAUGCGGAUGUUGUCGUAUUAUUAGUGCAGAUGAAUUAUCCAGAUGUUAUUUUUGCGAUCAAAUCAUGUGCUUGUUGUGUUUAGUACAGUGUUCAGAUUGUAAUAAACCAUUUUGUCAAAACUGUUCAUUGGCAUUGUACGACAACAAAAAGCAGCAUGUUUGUGUCAGUUGCUAUAGCUAUCAGUCAAAGUGACCAGCUUUAAGAGAAAUGCAUAGAAACUAGUAUGUAAAUUCCAAGAUUAUGAAAAAUACACGCACUAUUAUCAAAGACUUAAUUACAAUAUAUCUCCUUGAAUGUAUUUUCGUCUUAGAAUAAUUUAUUAACAACCAUUCAUUAUUUUAAGGAUAAUUCUGUUAAGAUUUUCACAAUCCGUCUAAAGCUUCAAGAACAUUACUGGUAUUGAAAUAACAAUUUUAGUAAAGUUCGUUAUUAAGAGUAAGAAGAGUAAAUUCUGUUAUUUCUAGUAUGUAAUAAAUGGUUGUAUUUUUAAUAUUUACAGUUAUAGAAAACAUAGAAAAUAUUAUUUCUAAAUUGGUAUAUGACACUUUUACGUAAAUUUAUGUAGAUAAUAUAUUGUAAUAUACAAUCUUAAUGUACAUAAAUAAAAGGAGUUUCAAUGUAAUAUCUAGAAAGAUACACACAAAACUGGAAAUAGCAGAAAAGAUUGUACUCAUAUAAAUAAAUGAUAAUAGCCAAA
Molecule: messenger RNA, 1011 nt
Organism: Phymastichus coffea
Lineage: Eukaryota; Metazoa; Arthropoda; Insecta; Hymenoptera; Eulophidae
Exons: 5
Coding region: 216-506 (96 amino acids)
Source: RefSeq, a predicted model, not a curated record